Poecilia latipinna (sailfin molly) is the source of this 1504-nucleotide messenger RNA. RefSeq names its product myosin, light chain 2a, regulatory, cardiac, slow (gene myl2a). The transcript has 7 exons. The record is from RefSeq and is a predicted model, not a curated record. Gene Ontology annotation, molecular function: calcium ion binding. The coding region runs from base 319 to 828 and encodes 169 amino acids. NCBI's taxonomy places the organism in Eukaryota, Metazoa, Chordata, Actinopteri, Cyprinodontiformes, Poeciliidae.
ACAAAAAAAAUGCUCAAGCGUGUCAACCUUCAGCCUGCUCUUGUUGCUGUAGACUGGUUCCUCCAGCCUCUUUGUCCUGUGUCGAUCAAGACGACACAGAGAGAUGCCCGUCAUGUCAGAGCUGUGUUUUUCCUCUGAGAGCCCCGCAGCACUAUAAGUGUUGUAUAAAGCGUCAUUUACCUGUCACUUCCUAAAGAGGACAUAGUUUAUAAAUAUCAUCCAGUGGAGCUGUGGCUCGGGGACUACAAAAAGGCCACCCACAAUCGCCCCCAUUGUUCACUGGCAUCAUUGUCGGUCUGACAUCCCAGCUGCUCGGCCAUGGCCCCCAAGAAAGCCAAGAAGAGGGCGGCGGAGGGAGCCAACUCCAAUGUGUUCUCCAUGUUCGAGCAGGCCCAGAUCCAGGAAUUCAAAGAGGCCUUCACAAUCAUGGACCAGAACAGAGACGGCUUCAUUGACAAGAACGAUCUGAGGGACACCUUCGCUGCUCUUGGACGUCUGAAUGUGAAGCAGGAAGAGAUCGACGACAUGCUCAAAGAGGCUCCUGGUCCCAUCAACUUCACAGUCUUCCUCACAAUGUUUGGUGAGAAGCUGAAAGGUGCGGAUCCAGAGGAGACCAUCCUCAAUGCGUUUAAAGUCUUCGACCCCGAGGGAAACGGCAUACUGAAGAAAGACUACGUGACACAGAUGCUAACGACGCAGGCCGACCGAUUCUCCUCUGAAGAGAUGGAGCAGAUGUUUACCGCCUUCCCCCCUGAUGUGGCUGGAAACCUGGACUACAAGAACCUGGUGCACAUCAUUACUCACGGAGAGGAAAAAGACCAAGAGUGAACCUUUUUCAUCAUGUUUUUUUUUUUUUUUUAAGCAACUCUAUAGGCUAAAAGUGAGAAAUGCAAGCUUUUUGCUUAUGUUAACUUCAUUGUUUCUGUACAGUCAGACUAAAAAAAACAAAAAAAACGAUGCUUCCAAACUAUUUUUCUCAAAACAAAAACAAAUACAGACAGCUAAGAGUUUAAUUGCAACAAAAUGUUUUUGUUCUGUUUUAUUUCUGGUAUAUUUUUGAGACUAAUUAUCAUAUUUUUAUCCUAAUUUUGUAGACCAAAAGCUACUAUUGUCUGUUUUUACAGUGCCUUCAAACUUAUUCGCAUCCCUUGAGCUUUUCCACCAUUUGCCUUGUUCCCCACUACAAACGUCAGUUUUGAUGGCAUGCCAACACAAUCGUGCAUAAUAGUGCAAACAGAAGGAAAAUUAUGCACGUUUUCAAAGUUUUAAAAAAAAUAAAAAUCUGAAAAGUGUGUCAUGCAUUUUCAGUUCACCCUUUACUUUGACACCCCUGAGUUCGAACAGCUUCCUUCAGAAGCCUCCUAAUGAUUUAGCAUGAACAUACCAAACUCCACUGUGGCGAACGGUAGUGGCAGCAUCAUGCAGUAGAGAUGCUUUUCCUGAGCUUGGGUAAAGAAUGGCAUUAAUUACCAAAAAUUAUUAAUGUUUGUUGUUGUUACUUGGC